CCAGAAACACCCCCGCGAUGAAGCUCAUUACCGUGGCCCUGGUGUGCCUGCUGGUGGCGGGGAUGUGGCUGCAGGACGCGGACAGCAAGAGCUUGCUUGUGCAGGCCCCCAGAUGCUGCUUCAAGUUUGUGAAGAGAUUCAUUCACCCAAGCACUGUCCACUGUUACAGACACUCCAGCUCCUCCUGCUCCCACGGCCAAGGGAUCAUAUUCAAGAUGAAAAGAGGCAGAGAGGCGUGCGCUUCUCUCAAGGAGUGGUGGGUUAGCGGUUCUUUAUCUAAGCUGGAAUACUGCAAGUGAAUGUGAACUGAUUCCUCUCGACCCCACAACUCCGGAGCCCACGUGCCUUUUCCCCUCCCGGCAAGCCCAGCCCCCAAGCCUCCGCAGCCAGUUCCGCACCGACUUUGCUGGGUCGUCUGCUGGGGGGGUCUGCGGGGGGGUCUGCUGGGUCCUGAUAAGCUAUGUGGUUACACUGUAUAUAGUUAAAUUAUGUAAUCUUCCAUUCCUGCC
Phyllostomus hastatus (greater spear-nosed bat) is the source of this 509-nucleotide messenger RNA. It is a transcript of the gene CCL1, whose product is annotated as C-C motif chemokine ligand 1. The record is from RefSeq and is a predicted model, not a curated record. The transcript is spliced from 3 exons. Gene Ontology annotation, biological process: positive regulation of ERK1 and ERK2 cascade; neutrophil chemotaxis; cellular response to interleukin-1. Bases 18 to 299 code for a protein of 93 amino acids. NCBI's taxonomy places the organism in Eukaryota, Metazoa, Chordata, Mammalia, Chiroptera, Phyllostomidae. Gene Ontology annotation, cellular component: extracellular region. Gene Ontology annotation, molecular function: CCR chemokine receptor binding; chemokine activity.